UGCUGUUUAUCUUAUUCUUAGCCGAGGUAUGCUAGCCUUCCGAACCAGCUCCCUACAUGUUCGAUGAAAUGCCUCACCCAAUUUUUCUUCAGGUUUCACUCAUUCUUUUCUCAUCUGCAACUUAUUUUGGCUUCCGCAGAGUUCAGGUGCCCGAAUUUGUGUUGAUUUCGUGGAAUCUUCUUCGAGCCACAACGGAGGUUAAGGUUACGGUAGCAGGAAAUGAGUUUGGUUACUUGCAGUAGUAAUCAGUUCCCUUUGAGCUCCAAUGUUCGGUCCUCUGCUGGGCCAUCUUCAAACAAUUUGAGGAGUUUUUUCGACGUUUCUCAUUUGGGAGGGGAACAGAGAAGACAUAAAUCGAGAAAUAGUCGCAGAAUGUCGAGCAUCACUGCGUAUUAUGGUCUGAAAAGCCCACCUUACGAACUUGAUGCUCUGGAACCAUAUAUGAGCCAGAGAACGCUCGAGGUACACUGGGGCGCUCACCAACGUGGUUAUGUUGAAGCGCUUAACAAACAUCUUGAAAAAAAUGAUAUAUUGUAUGGAUAUACAAUGGAUGAGCUAAUCAAAGUGACAUAUAACAAUGGCAACCCGUGGCCUGAAUUCAACUCUGCAGCUCAGGUCUGGAAUCAUGACUUCUUUUGGGAAUCAAUGCAACCUGGAGGAGGUGAAAUGCCCACACUUGGCCUACUGCAGCAGAUAGAAAAGGAUUUUGGUUCAUUCAUCAAUUUCAGAGAAAAGUUCAUAGAAGCAGCCCUCACAUCAUUCGGAUCUUGCUGGGUGUGGUUGGUUUUGAAAAGGGAGAAAAAAUGUCUUGCAAUAGUUAAAACAUCCAAUGCAAUUAACCCUCUGGUGUGGAAUGACAUUCCGAUAACUGGUCUGGAUUUGUGGGAGCAUGCAUAUUAUUUGGAUUACAAGAAUGAUAGAGCCAAAUAUGUCAACACAUUUAUGGAUCACCUCGUAUCUUGGGAUGCAGCAGCAGCACGUAUGGCUCGUGCACAGGCUUUUGUAAAUCUAGGCGAACCCAAAAUCCCAGUGGCAUGACAUGCUCCACCUUAAAUAGGAAAAAGAGCUCCAGCAAGGGGAGUGUUGGAACGAGUUCAUCGUCUAUAUCUCAGUGUGCCGAUGCUUAAACUUGAGACACCCUGGGGCAAGACCAAGAUGGAAUGAUUUUGUUGAUUGGAUAUUCAAAAUACUCGGAUUGUGGCGUGGGCCGGAGUCCCAUAGAGGGAGUUGCUAGGUAUCAAGGCUAUUGUUGAUGGUUCGUAGCCAUUGAGAAACUUCUGAGCUUAUUGUGAGCUGUGGUUAUGUUGCGGUUAGUCUUUUUAGCCUGUAAGCCUUUGUUCAUAUUUGCUGGGAAUUCAACCAAUAUAAUUUACAUGCCUUUUUGUUCUA
Messenger RNA from Salvia miltiorrhiza (redroot sage), 1389 nucleotides. Its product is annotated as superoxide dismutase [Fe] 3, chloroplastic. The record is from RefSeq and is a predicted model, not a curated record. Gene Ontology annotation, cellular component: chloroplast nucleoid. Gene Ontology annotation, molecular function: superoxide dismutase activity; metal ion binding. Bases 220 to 1038 code for a protein of 272 amino acids. Lineage: Eukaryota; Viridiplantae; Streptophyta; Magnoliopsida; Lamiales; Lamiaceae. Gene Ontology annotation, biological process: superoxide metabolic process. The transcript has 8 exons.